Molecule: messenger RNA, 782 nt
Organism: Prorocentrum cordatum
Lineage: Eukaryota; Dinophyceae; Prorocentrales; Prorocentraceae
Source: the annotation of a GenBank genome assembly
GCCCCCCCCUAUAUCGCUGCCCCUGCAGGAUCUGUUCGCCGCCCGUGCUUCCCUCGUCCCCUCCGCCGCCACGGCCGGAGCCCGCCUCGGGCUCUCCCUGGGCCGGGGCGCGCCCCCGACGGAGGGGCCCCCCUCGACCUCCACCUCGCGCGCCUCCUCUCGGGCGGCAGCUGCCGCGCGGCGGCCUCGGCGGUCGUUGCUGCCGCGCAGCCGAGCGGCGGGGCUGCCCGGUGCCUUCCGGCCCUCCCUGCCCAAAGGCCGGUGCCGCCGCGGGCGUGCGGGCCGCGGGGGCCGCCGCGGCGGCGCCGCGCUCGGAGGUGGAGGCGCGCAGGGCGGCGCUGGAGGCGCAGCUGGCGGAGCUGGAGCGCGAGCUGGGCGCGGAGCGCAGCGGCGCGGAGGCGCUCGGCGGGCAGAUCGCGGCCGCGCAGGCGGAGAUGCAGGCGGCAGUGGACGAGCACGGCGCCCUGUCGCGGCAGGUGGCCGAGGCGCGGCGGCGCGCCGCGGAGCUGCAGCGGGAGGCGGAGCGCCUGCAGGCGGCGCUGCGCGCGGCGGGCGCGGGCGCGGAGGCGGCGGAGGCCUCGGCGGAGGAGGCGGCGGCGCCCGCGGGCAGGCCGCCCGCGGGCGAGGGCGGCGCGGAGGCCGCGGCGCCGCGGGAGCGGUCGGAGGCGGAGGAGGCGGCGGCGAGGGCGCGGCUGCCGAUGCACAGGGCGUGGCUGCUGCGGCUGGACGCGGAGGGGCGGGAGCUGCGGCGCAGGGGCGCGGCCUCGGGGGCGCGGCCCUGA